Molecule: messenger RNA, 2734 nt
Organism: Pseudovirgaria hyperparasitica
Lineage: Eukaryota; Fungi; Ascomycota; Dothideomycetes; Acrospermales; Acrospermaceae
Product: urease
Exons: 7
Coding region: 124-2631 (835 amino acids)
Biological process (GO): urea catabolic process
Cellular component (GO): urease complex
Molecular function (GO): nickel cation binding; urease activity
Source: RefSeq, a predicted model, not a curated record
CCCCAGGCCAUCCAUCGGCCGACCUUAGGUCUCACACCAUAUAAAUAUAACUAUCCUCAAGCAUUCUUAGCAUACACGGUGUGGGCGCUGCAAUUCUGGACCUUUGGAUAAUAAUCAACCAAGAUGCAGCUGGCACCGAAAGAGCUCGACAAGCUCGUCAUCACACAGCUCGGACUCCUCGCCCAGCGACGCCUGGCUAGGGGCGUGAAGCUGAACCAUGCUGAAGCCACGGCCCUGAUUGCGAACAAUCUGCAAGAACUCGUCCGCGACGGCAACCACACCGUCGCCGACCUCAUGUCCCUCGGCAAAACCAUGCUCGGCCGCCGCCACGUCCUGCCCAGCGUCGUCCACUCGCUCGCCGAGCUGCAGAUCGAAGGCACCUUUCCCACGGGAACCUAUCUCGUCACCGUCCACCACCCGAUCAGCUCCGACGACGGCGAUCUGGACAGGGCGCUGUACGGCAGUUUCCUGCCCGUGCCGAGCCAGGAUGUGUUUCCGCUGCCGGAUCCGGGCGUGUAUGAGCGGGAGCGGCAGCCGGGUGCCGUGGUGGCGGUCAAGGGGCGGGUGGUGCUGAAUGAGGGGCGGAAGAGGAUUUGCUUGAGGGUGGUGAGUAUGGGGGAUAGGCCGAUUCAGGUCGGUUCGCAUUAUCACUUCAUCGAGACGAAUCCGCAGCUCAAUUUCGACCGUGUGCGUGCGCAUGGCUACCGCUUGGAUAUUCCGGCCGGCACCUCGGUUCGCUUCGAGCCGGGCGAUUCGAAGACGGUGACGCUGGUGCAGAUUGCGGGCAACCAGAUCAUCCGCGGUGGGAACAAUAUCGCGUCGGGCUAUAUUGGGGACACGAGUAUUGCCGAUGGGAUCGUGCAGAAGCUGCUGGACGGUGGCUUCCUGCAUACCCCUGAGCCGGCUGCGGAUAUGCAGCUGGAUGCAUAUACCAUGGAGCGGGAGUCAUAUGUCAGCAUGUUUGGCCCGACGACAGGCGACCUGGUGCGACUCGGCGCCACCGAUUUGUGGAUCAAGGUCGAGAAGGACUACACAAACUACGGUGACGAAUGUACUUUUGGCGGUGGCAAGACUCUUCGCGAGGGGAUGGGCCAGGCUGGCGGACGAUUAGACAAGGAGACUUUGGAUACCGUCAUCACGAACGCGCUGAUUGUCGACUGGACUGGCAUCUUCAAGGCCGACAUUGGAAUCAGGGAUGGAAUCAUAGUUGGUAUUGGCAAGGCUGGAAAUCCUGAUAUCAUGGACAACGUGGACCCUAACCUCGUUGUCGGCGCGUGUACAGAUGUCAUUGCCGGCGAGGGCAAGAUCAUCACCGCCGGCGCCUUUGACACCCACAUCCACUUCAUCUGCCCUCAACAAGCCUACGAGGCCAUUGCAUCCGGAGUCACGACCAUGCUCGGUGGCGGCACAGGCCCAAGCACCGGCACCAACGCAACAACAUGCACCCCCGGCGCCACGCACAUCCGCCAAAUGCUCCAAGCCGUCGACUCCCUCCCGCUCAACUUCGGCAUCACCGGCAAAGGCAACGACUCCUCCCCCGAGCCCCUCCGCGAACAGGCCCUCGCCGGCGUCGUCGGCCUCAAGCUCCACGAAGACUGGGGCACCACGCCCGCCGCCAUCGACGCCUGCCUCACCGUCUGCGACGAGCACGACAUCCAAACCCUCAUCCACACCGACACCCUCAACGAAUCCGGCUUCGUCGAAAGCACCGUCGCCGCUUUCAAAAACCGCGUCAUCCACACCUACCACACCGAGGGCGCCGGCGGCGGCCACGCCCCCGACAUCAUCUCCGUCGUCCAGCACCCAAACGUCCUCCCCUCCAGCACAAACCCCACCCGCCCCUACACCCGCAACACCCUCGACGAACACCUCGACAUGCUCAUGGUCUGCCACCACCUCAACCGCGACAUCCCCGAAGACAUUGCCUUUGCCGAGUCGCGCAUCCGCGCCGAGACCAUCGCGGCCGAAGACGUCCUCCACGACCUCGGCGCCAUAAGCAUGAUGUCCAGCGACUCCCAGGCCAUGGGCCGCUGCGGCGAAGUCAUAACCCGCACCUGGAACACCGCCCACAAAAACAAGCUCCAGCGCGGCCCGCUCCCCGAAGACGCUGGCUCGCACGCAGACAACUUCCGCGUCAAGCGCUACAUUAGCAAAAUCACAAUCAACCCCGCCAUCGCACAGGGCAUGGCCCACCUCAUCGGCUCCAUCGAACCCGGCAAACUCGCCGAUCUGUGCCUCUGGACCCCCGCGAAUUUCGGCGUCAAGCCUGCGACGGUGAUUAAGAGCGGCAUGAUUGCCUAUGCGCAGAUGGGCGACGCGAAUGCCUCGAUUCCGACCGUCGAGCCGGUGCUCAUGAGGCCGAUGUUUGCGCCGUUGACGCCGGGGUCGUCGGUAACAUUCGUGUCGGCUGCGAGUUUGGAGAGCGGGGUGGUGGCGGGGUAUGGGUUGCGGAAGCGCGUGGAGGCGGUGAGGGGGUGUCGGGUCGUUGGGAAGCGGGAUAUGAAGUUUAAUGAUAGGAUGCCUGUUAUGCGGGUUGAUCCGGAGCGAUAUAUCGUCGAGGCAGACGGCGUCGUAUGCGCGGCCGAGCCCGCGACCGAAUUGCCCCUUACCCAGGCGUACUUUGUCUACUAAACUCCAUCUAUCAGCCUAUUCUCCCACAUCUCCGCGUCCUAGAAAUAUAUGGCAUAUAAAAGAUAUAAGAUAUAAGAUAUAAGAUAUGAAAUAUACACAACCA